Messenger RNA from Cyprinus carpio (common carp), 2246 nucleotides. Its product is annotated as platelet-activating factor acetylhydrolase IB subunit alpha1-like. The record is from RefSeq and is a predicted model, not a curated record. Lineage: Eukaryota; Metazoa; Chordata; Actinopteri; Cypriniformes; Cyprinidae.
ACGUGUAAUGUUAUUUUAUGGCUCGAUCGUGCUCGGGGAUCUGCCAGUAAUGCCUGGUUCGAUAUUCCAGCUUCCGGUGUUUGGCAGCAGACCGCUGGCUGACUGAUUGAACACAGAGCUCUGCUGUGGUAACACUUUUAGGAAGUGAUGAGUGAAGAUUCUCACCCAGCAGACUCACCCACCCCCUGCCAGGACAUACAGGGAGAUGGUCGAUGGAUGUCAUUGCACAAUCGAUUUGUAUCAGACAGUAAAGGAAAAGAGCCUGAUGUUCUGUUUGUUGGAGACUCACUUGUCCAGCUUCUGCACGAGUUUGAGGUUUGGCGAAAACUGUUUUCUCCUCUCCAUGCUCUGAAUUUUGGGGUUAGUGGCGAUGCUACACAGCAUGUAUUGUGGAGACUCAUAAAUGGAGAACUGGACUACAUAAGCCCAAAGGUGGUGGUGUUGUGGGUAGGCACUAAUAAUCAUGGUCACACCCCAGAACAGAUCUGUGGAGGCAUCAUGGCCAUCAUCAAUGUGAUCCAUCAGAAACUGCCCCAUGCUCACACUCUUGUAUUGGGGUUGCUGCCAAGAGGGAAAAAUCCAAACCCUCUUCGUGAGCGUAACGCCAGUGUGAAUGCUCUAGUUCAGGCUGAGGUAGCGUCUCUGUCUCAUGUCUCCUUUCUGGACGUGGACCCUGGGUUCAUUCACUCAGACGGUUCCAUCUUACAUCAGGACAUGUAUGAUUAUCUGCACCUCACGCAGCAGGCCUACCAGAGGGUGUGCCAGCCCUUAUAUGAACGCAUCAAAUCUCUGUUAGAUAAACAGGCUCCCUGAAGGCAAAACAAAAUAUACCAUAAACACCCUUUCCUGCACGUGAACGGAUGUUUCAUCCUUUAUGCUCCACAUUUAGAGCAUUAUUGAGAUAUAAACAUCCUCAGGAAAACUAAUGACUGUUUAAUAGACACAAACGCAUAUAUAUCACAUGCUUUCUGUCAAUAUGCAUUGCUGCUUCCUCGUUACUACAAAUAUAGAUUUUAUUGUUUGUUGAGAACCAGCUUAAAGGCAUAGUUCAUCCAAAAAUAAUAAAGUGUGAUGCCAUUCUUCAUGUAGUUCCAAUCAUUGUAUGAUUCAACUAUUUUUGUCCUCAAAUGCAUUUUCUUUUGUGUUCCAUUGAAUAAAUAGUCACAUAGGUUUAGAAUGACAUGAGGGUGAGUGAACAAAAACAGAAUUUUCUUUUUGGGUGAACUAUCCUUUUAAAUUCGGUCAGAUUCUCUUUACAUAAAAUGGUUAGUACAUUCCAAAGUGUGUACAUAUAUUACAAGACAAAAACUGGUAUUUUCACGAUGACCUCUGAUGAGUAAUAGUUGUUGAAGUGUGCAUAAGCGCUGUGUGCUGCUGUCGUGUUUUGAUUGAUUUCUUGUGAUCCUUGUGUAGGAAACAGCCGCUUUCCCGAAAGCAUGCAGUGUAGCCCUUCAGAUGCUGACAACUGCUUGUUUAUUUGUUGAAAGCAACAAUAUGGGUUAAUUUGUUUCCUCCAUUACUGACUCUCAACAGUACAUGCCCACAGGCUCUUUUCUGAGAAAAGGGUAGGUGCUUUACACAAAGUUACGUACCUUUAAAAUGAUUCCGUCAGAUGUAAUGUUUUUAGAUACGUUGUGAUAAACACUGAUUUAGUGUUUCAGUUAUUUUGAACAGUAUUUUUUGUUAUUUUUGUAAUUUUCUCCCACCUAUAUGUUUACUUUAUAUUUGUAUUGUUAAUUUUGUGUUAUGUUCAGUUCCAGUGUGUGAUAAGCUGUCAGAUCGCAAGACAGCAGGUGAAUUAUAUGAACUUUAUGCACCGGGUAUCUAAAAAAUUUACACUGUGGAUGAAAUCCUAAAAUCUCAUAACACAUGGAAUAGAUGUGGUUGGGUCUGUGCAUGGCUCAGUUUCUAAUAAGCAGAGAAUUUAAAUCAUAAGGAGCCGAUCAGUGGUUUUAUUUUAAUUGUAUUACAGUUUAAUUGUAUUGUUGUAUUACAACUAACAAACCAUCCCUUUCAAAUGGUGAAGAAUAUGGUUAAAUGUUGCGGCGUAUGAUGAUUCUGCUGCUGCUUUGUCCUGGUGUUUGUGUUUGUGCUGAUUUGUCUGAGGGGUUUUUGUGAACAUUAUUAUCUUUUAGUAGCCUUGGGCGAUUCCAGGAAUUGUAUCUCCUCAUGACUUGUUGAGAUUCUAGUCUGAGGUUUAGAUGUCAUGCCUGGUGCUGCAAUAAACAAUUAUCAUGGAAAACUUG